Molecule: messenger RNA, 3286 nt
Organism: Pogona vitticeps (central bearded dragon)
Lineage: Eukaryota; Metazoa; Chordata; Lepidosauria; Squamata; Agamidae
Source: RefSeq, a predicted model, not a curated record
AUGUCUACUGAGCAGUUCAAGGCUGGCUCUACCAUUAGGCAGAGUGUGGUGGCUGCCUAGAGCAGCAGAUUUUGAGCAAUAAACCACCCUUCCAAGAUGCUAAAACCAAGAAAGUUGACUCCUGUUUCUUCCUUUCUUUAAAAGAAGCUCCUGCAUAAUAGAUUGAGGAAACGAGGCUAAGGAGAAGAAAUGAAUAAUUGAAAAUGAAUGGGAGGUGAUUUGAAGUAACCUGAGACAAAGAGAGCUGUGUUUUGAUGGAUGAGAGAGUGAAAGAUGAGAUAGGAAGAAGUGCCGUCCGUGUCCCAGAGGUGAGCGAGGUCUGUAGAAUAAGCAGGAGUGGGGAAAAGUCUCAUCAGAUCUCUAAGGUCCUGCGCAAGAAGAUGUGAUGGUCCGGGAGAAGCUAACCACAGCUCUUGGCUUCCAGCUCUUUCCUCAUGCACUGACAUGGAGAAAUGGAUUAUGGAUUGGCAAGGAAUUUACACUUUAGUAGCCUCCUGAAAAUCAUCUGCAUCCUCCCAGCAGUGGCUUACAGUCAGCUGCUCCCUUUGGAAGAUGCAACGUAUGAGGAACAAGUGGUCAAAGGGGUGCGUGAUCGUGCAGUUGUUCUCCCCUGUGGCGACGUAGUCUUGCCCAUGAUUGUCUUCUGGAGUUUCACCGGAUUUGGCUCGCUUGUUCCCAGGGCUGUUGCCAUCAGCAAUGGCAUAAGUUCCAAGGUGGAGAAGGCUGCUGCUGUUCUUGGGGAGGUGACCUUGAGGAACAGCACUUUGGAGAUAGCAAACCUACAAAAGGCAGCAGAAGGGCGUUUCAUGUGCCAGGCGAUGUAUGAAGAAGAAGAGGAGAUCCAAGUAGCUUACUUCUAUAUUGAGCUCACUGUUUUGAUCCCUGUUUCAAAGCCCUUCCUGCAGAUGAAUGAUUCUGUGCCCGUGGAGGGCGCGUCUGUGGUGAUGACGUGCACAGUGAAAGAGGGCACGGAUCCUGUUGAUUAUCGCUGGCAUCGUCACACCAGUCGGGAUGGAACAGUUGCCAUUGCAGAAGCAGUGGGUACCUCCUUGAACCUCACAUCCGUUAACCGCACUCACAUGGGAUGGUACACCUGCACAGCCCACAACGAGGUCAACAGCCAAACUAGUGACCGGAUGUACCUAGAUGUUAUCUAUGGGCCUGACGAACCAGUGAUCAGCGUGGAGCCAUUUGCGAUUAACCAACAUGGCUUCCUGGCCAAUGAGCAAGAAGAGGUGAUCAUGACCUGCCUGGCUCCUUCUAAUCCACCCAGCCACUACAUUUGGUUCUACAAUAGCUCCCAGGUCUAUUCAGGCCAGAAGUACGUGAUCACGAGAAUCUCACGGACCCAAACCGGCGUAUAUACGUGCCUAGCCCAGAAUUUGCAUUUGAACACGCGUACCCAGACAGCCAUUAUCUUGACUGUUUACUAUUUGCCCAAGGGGAAACCCAAAUGCAUGCCACUGCCAGCUGCCAAUUUCCGAGACAUUGCUCUGCACUGUUCGUGGCAGGGGGGCUUCCCCCCAGUGCGGCUGCGGUGGGUGAAAUCCAGGCAGCAAGGAAACUACACAGCCACUUACUCCAAUGCCACCCAAAUCCACCGAGGCAUGGACGUCCGCAACGGAAGCUCCUAUACCUGCCUGGCUUCCCACCCAGCACUGAAAGAGGACACUGUCUGCAGGACCACUGUGUGGGUUCCAGGAGGGAGUCCCACCUGCAGUGCAGUGGCGACCAAGCAGAAUGAAUUCCUCAUGUUGACCUGUGACUGGGCAGGCGGAGAACCUCGGGUGACCCUGUGGUGGAGAGACUGGAGGGACCACGUGCUGGGAGGUUUGAAACCCUCCCACAGCAUCUUUGUCAUGAAAUCCAACAACUCCUUGGGGGGCAAAGAAUUUACCUGCAUGGCCGCUCAUCCCCUACAGAGGAGAACAGCGGAGUGCCACAUCCGACUGGAACCUCCAAAGCUUGCGGUUGAGAGGUCUAAGGUGUCGCUCUUUGAAGGCAACGAGGUUGAGCUGGCCUGUCGUCUCCUAGGCCCUUAUUUGGGAUCAGAGGUUUUCUGGUACAACAACAAGAAUCAGGUCAUUCGAACGGAUGCAAGGAAAUACCAACUGCAGCGGGAGAAUGCCUGGUUCAACCUGACCCUGCGGGAUACAGAGUGGAUGAAGGAUAGUGGUGUCUAUCGCUGUACGGCCAUGAACGCUGUGGGCAAUUCUUCUGCCCCUGUCAGCCUGCAGGUUAAGAAGUAUCCCACCCCACCGAAUGUGACCAUUAGCAAGCUGAUGUACACCCGCCACCGCACGGAGGUGGAGCUGGAAUGGCAGAUCCAAGGCUCUGGCAACCUGACUGGUUUCGUGGUUCAGAGGAGGGAAGCCAAAAAGGCUCUCAAGAAGCAAGUGGCCGGCAGUGUCCCCUGGGAAACGGUGGCUAGCGAUAUCGAUGCCGACACACGCGACCAGAAGCUGGGCGGGCUGGAUCCUGCCAUGGUGUAUGCCUUCCGCAUCCUGGCCGUCAACCACCGUACCACAGGGCACCCCUCAGAAGUGAAGACUCCAGCUGACCCUCCGUUUAAUGCGUACCCUGCUGUGAUCGGAGCUGCGGUGGCAGGAAUGAUUGUGGCAACUGUUGCCUCUCUCUUGGUCUUCCAGUACGUCGUCCGGAACCGGGAGAACAAUCCAAGAUUACAUGACCUGCUUUUCAGAAUGGCUGGUACAGAAGCUCGCGAGCGCAUCAGAACUCCCGAGGAUGCUGAGACAACAACAGGACUAGAGAGCGAAGCCAGUGAACAGGUUGGAGACCCUUCUGCUGCAGCCGCUGGAGGACCCUCUCCCGAGGUGAGCUCAGAGGAAGCUCCAGGGUCUCCAGGAGAUCCUGCAGGAGCUCAGGAAGACGCCUCAGCUCCUGCGCCAGAGGAUGCUCCAGUGAAUGUUACCAUCACAGUGACGGCAACAACCCCUUGACUGCUCCUUGGUACUCAGCCAAGGUAGCAUGAGAAGACCUAUUCUGGAUCAGCAAGAGGAGGACCAUGAUAUGGGGAGGGAUGGUGGGGAUCAGGAAGACUUGGAAGGAGAUGUCAUUUCAAGGCUUGCAUUAGCCAAGAACUGUCCAAUCAGUCUCUCUCAGGCUAGAAGAGACCCUCUCUGAGCAUGUUCUCAGCCUUAGCCACACUUGCUGAACAAAGAAUAGAGAGCCUGUGAGCAACCUUGGGGCUGUUUUCCUGCAGACAAAGGAUUUCUUUCUCCUUUUCUUAUAAACAGAUGGUGGCUUGGCAGGUUUGGUCCUGAAA